Messenger RNA from Pseudonaja textilis, 952 nucleotides. Lineage: Eukaryota; Metazoa; Chordata; Lepidosauria; Squamata; Elapidae. The record is from RefSeq and is a predicted model, not a curated record.
AUGGCCUCAACUUCACUUGCUGUGCCUGAGAGAAAAGAUGAAUUUUGCGACCUGUGUUUUAAAUACCUGACAGAUCCAAUAGCUGUAGAAUGUGGUCACAACUUCUGUCGGCGUUGCAUCACCGAUCAUUAUCGGGAACGGAAAAGGGAAGGGCUUUUCUUCUGCCCUGUUUGCGAAGAGCCGAUCCCUGAAGGAAAACUCUGGCGAAUUCUACAGCAGCCCAGCGUGGAAGAAAAACUUCGGUUGCUUCCAGAAAAGUCAUUUGUCUGCCCGAAACACAAAGUGAUCCUGGAUCUGUUUUGUCAAGAGGAUGAGAAACUGAUAUGUGCCGUUUGUCACAAGUCAUCGGAACAUAAAACUCACACUGUAGUUUCUCCCAAACAAGCUGCUCAACCAUUAAAGGACCUGUUACGGAGCCGGAUUAUACUUCUGCAGGAAAAGAAAGAUAUAAUGGAGAACCAUCCUUCAGAUGCAGAAAAUGAAAUUGCCGAACUGCUUGAACAAAUGGAAGAAGAGAGGGGGAAGUUAAACAAUGUGUUCAAACAACUACACGAUUUUCUGCAUAAACAGGAAAAACAACUACAGAACCGAAUGAAAAUGGUAGAGAAGGAUAUUCAAAAAUCCAAGACGGAAUACCUGGAGGGGCUUUCAAAGGAACGCACUGUGCUUAAAAGUAUCAUUCAGGAGAUGAGGGAGGUGUGUGAGCAGCCAGCUGUGGAGUUCUUAAUGGUAAGAUGGUUUUAAAAGAUGGUUUUAACACUAGCCUGGGCUCGUGACCAGAGGAGAGCCACUCAGAUCCUAAACGGGGCACCUUCACUUCCCUAGGAUGUGAAAAGAUCAAAUCAUUUGCACUUCUGUAUAACUGUCUGGUUUGGUACAGCAACCAAACAGGACAGGUACAGACUUCAAUGGUUGGUUAGGCCAGCAGAAAAACAAUUGCAACCAGCCUGCU